This is a messenger RNA of Neogale vison (American mink), 2883 nucleotides long. It is a transcript of the gene MAPT, whose product is annotated as microtubule associated protein tau. The transcript has 13 exons. Gene Ontology annotation, molecular function: microtubule binding. Gene Ontology annotation, cellular component: neuron projection. Bases 96 to 2633 code for a protein of 845 amino acids. The record is from RefSeq and is a predicted model, not a curated record. NCBI's taxonomy places the organism in Eukaryota, Metazoa, Chordata, Mammalia, Carnivora, Mustelidae. Gene Ontology annotation, biological process: microtubule cytoskeleton organization; neuron projection development.
GCCCACCUUCUGCCGCCGCCACCACUGCCACUUUCUCCUCUCUUUCCUCUACUGUCCUCGCCCUCUGUCGACUAUCAGGUGGGCCUUGACCCAGGAUGGCUGAGCCCCGCCAGGAGUUCACUGUGAUGGAAGAUUCUGAUCUCUCCUCCCAGGGGGGCUACACCCUCCUGCAAGACCACGACGGGGACGUGGACCACGGACUGAAAGAGUCUCCCCUGCAGACCCCCGCUGAUGAUGGAUCUGAGGAACCGGGCUCUGAAACCUCGGAUGCUAAGAGCACACCGACGGCCGAAGCCGAGGAAGCAGGCAUUGGAGACACGCCCAACCUGGAGGACCAAGCUGCUGGACACGUGACUCAAGAGGAGUUGAGAGUUCCAGGCCAGCCGGGAGAGGUACCUGAGAGGCCCCCAGCCAACGGGCUUGGCUCUCAGGAUCAGCCUGAACACGGCAGAGAAGCUUCUGGGGUCUCUGUGCUGCCUCUGGGGGAGAAACGGCCAGAGGCCCCCGCCCUGGUGGUCCCCUGCCCUUCCCAGCAUCGCCCCAUCUGCGAACCCUCUUCUCCCACAGGAGGCCCACAGGAGCCCCACCAGGAGUGGGGACCCAAACCAGGGGCUGGGGUCGAGGGGGGUCUGGCCUUUCCAAAGCCCACCUCCCCUGGAUGUCUCCAGAUGGAGUCUGGGGGCGUCAAGGCUGUCCAGGAGAGCCAUCCUGGGGAGCCAGGGCACCGUGGAGGUGAGGCCGCCGACCCAGGCACCCUGGGUCUGACAGGCCAACGUGUGUCCUACACACCUGGGGCUCUCAUCGAGCCUGACGGCCCCAGGAAGGCCACAUGCCAGCCUUUGGAGACAGAAGCUGAGGACGCAGAGGCCAGUCGCCAUGGCUUGGAGCCGCUGGAGCACCAGCUUGUGGGAGACCUGCACAAGGGGGGUCCCCCUCUGACGGGGGACCAUGGCAAAGAGAGGCAGAGGGGCAAGGACGUCGACGAAGACCGCGAUGUGGACGAGUCCUCGCCCCAGGACUCGCCUCCCUCCCAGGUGUCCCCAGGUCUUCAGAGCUCCCCCACCUGCGGCGGGCCACCCCCCCACCCCGCAGUUUCCAGAGGAGCCACUGGCUUCCCCAGUUUCCCAGCCGAGGGUGCCAUCCGCCUCCCUGUCGAUUUCCUCUCCAACGUCUCCACAGAGAUCAAGGCCUCAGAGCCCCACGGGCCCAGCGCAGGGCCCACGGUGGAAGGGCAGGACACGCCCCCCGAGUUCACCUUCCACGUGGAAAUCAAAGCCAACGUGCAGAAGGAACAGGGACAGGCAGAGCUGGAUUUGGAAGGGACUGCCCUCCCAGGGCCCCCCGGAGAGGAGCAAGAACCCCAGGGCCCUUCUGGGGGAGAGGACACAAAAAAGACUGACCUUCCAGAACCCUCUGGAAAGCAGCCAGCCACUGUUCUGCCAGGGAAGCCCAUCAGCCGGGUCCCUCAACUCAAAGCUCGCAUGGUCAGUAAAAGCAAAGAUGGGACUGGACCCGAGGACAAAAAAGCCAAGACAUCCACACCUUCCUCUGCUAAAACCCCGAAACCUAGGCCUUGCCUUAGCCCCAAACGCCCCACUCCUGGUAGCUCAGACCCUUUGAUCAAACCCUCCAGCCCUGCUGUGUGCCCAGAGUCAUCUUCCUCUCCUAAACACGUCUCUUCUGUCACACCCCGAACUGGCAGUUCUGGAGCAAAGGAGAUGAAAGUCAAGGGGGCGGACGGUAAGACUGGAAUGAAGAUCGCCACCCCGCGGGGAGCGGCCCCUCCAGGCCAGAAGGGCCAGGCCAACGCCACCAGGAUCCCAGCGAAAACCACGCCCUCCCCAAAGACCCCUCCAGGUACUGGUGAAUCGGGGAAAUCCGGGGAUCGUAGCGGCUACAGCAGCCCUGGCUCCCCAGGCACUCCCGGCAGCCGCUCCCGCACCCCAUCCCUGCCAACCCCGCCCACCCGGGAGCCCAAGAAGGUGGCUGUGGUCCGCACGCCACCCAAGUCGCCGUCUUCGGCCAAGAGCCGCCUGCAGACCGCCCCCGUCCCCAUGCCAGACCUGAAGAAUGUCAGAUCCAAGAUUGGCUCCACGGAAAACCUGAAACACCAGCCAGGAGGCGGGAAGGUGCAGAUAAUUAAUAAGAAGCUGGAUCUUAGCAACGUCCAGUCCAAGUGUGGCUCAAAGGAUAAUAUCAAACACGUGCCAGGAGGCGGCAGUGUGCAGAUAGUGUACAAGCCAGUGGACCUGAGCAAGGUGACCUCCAAGUGCGGCUCGUUAGGCAACAUCCAUCAUAAGCCAGGAGGCGGCCAGGUGGAAGUCAAGUCGGAGAAGCUGGACUUCAAGGACAGAGUCCAGUCGAAGAUCGGGUCCCUGGACAACAUCACCCACGUCCCUGGCGGAGGGAAUAAAAAGAUCGAAACCCACAAGCUGACCUUCCGCGAGAAUGCCAAAGCCAAGACCGACCACGGGGCGGAGAUCGUGUACAAGUCGCCCGUGGUGUCUGGGGACACAUCUCCGCGGCACCUGAGCAACGUGUCCUCCACGGGCAGCAUCGACAUGGUAGACUCACCCCAGCUCGCCACGCUAGCCGACGAAGUAUCCGCCUCCCUGGCCAAGCAGGGUUUGUGAUCAGGCCCCCGGGGCGGUCAAUAAUCGUGGAGAGAAGAGAGUGUGGAAAAAAAAAGAAUAAUGAUCUGGCCCUUCGCCCUCUGCCCUCCCCCAGCUGCUCCUCACAGACCGGUUAAUCGGUUAAGCACUUAACCUGCUUUUGUCACUCGGCUCUGGCUCGGGACUUCAAAAUCAGUGACGGGAAAAAGAGCAAAUUUCAUCUUUCCAAAUUGAUGGGUGGGCUCAUAAUAAUAAAAUAUUUUUAAAAACA